AUGGUCGAAGCUGCAGAGGCUGGAAAAAGCAUUCGCAAAGCUCAACGAAGGCUCGCCAAUUGCAAGACCAAAAUGAUUGCACUCCGACACCCUGAAGAAGCAGCUACAGCGUCCAGAAACGCAAUGGAGAAAAUCAUUCACGAAUACUACUCGAAUCUCUUCGAUAGCCACAUCCACCUUCCGUCAUAUGAGAUAAAGGAGAAUGGAUAUGUUGUACCACCUUCCAAAAUCCGACAUAUCGAACAGCACUAG
This is a messenger RNA of Angiostrongylus costaricensis, 252 nucleotides long. Lineage: Eukaryota; Metazoa; Nematoda; Chromadorea; Rhabditida; Metastrongylidae. The record is from the annotation of a GenBank genome assembly.